Molecule: messenger RNA, 417 nt
Organism: Fusarium pseudograminearum CS3096
Lineage: Eukaryota; Fungi; Ascomycota; Sordariomycetes; Hypocreales; Nectriaceae
Exons: 1
Coding region: 1-417 (138 amino acids)
Source: RefSeq, a predicted model, not a curated record
AUGUGUUUAUACGCCCGAGUCGUCUUCGUCUGCGCCCACGAGCGCUGGGGUUUAUGUGUGAAGAAGUGCCAGAUCGCCGAGGACUUUCAGGCGAACAAAACCGACCAAGACUGCUUGGUAAAAAGCCCUCACGUGCCUACAUCGCGAAAGUUGCAGAGAAAGUGCAACAGAUGUACCGCGAUGGAAGACAAAUUCGGCCAAGCUAAGAAGAGCAUCGAGGAUGUUAGACUGGCAUUGAAGAAGAUCAGUGAGGAAAAGGCGAAGAAGGAGAUUGAAGAAGGAAGCAAGACGAGACCGGCUGUGGGAGUAGAUUGUGGCCAUGAGCUGGAGGUUAUCAGUGAGGAGGAUGAAGAGACUGGAGAAGAGUCUGAGAUGGGAGAUGGAUCUUCCUCGGCGAGUGGUUCAUGUGCAUGUUAG